Molecule: messenger RNA, 1114 nt
Organism: Hibiscus syriacus
Lineage: Eukaryota; Viridiplantae; Streptophyta; Magnoliopsida; Malvales; Malvaceae
Exons: 2
Coding region: 100-933 (277 amino acids)
Source: RefSeq, a predicted model, not a curated record
CUUCUCUUACUACAAUUCCUUAAUCCUAAUCCCCCAGCCUUGCCCUUCGAGUCUCCUCUUUCUCUCCCACUCUCUCGUCCUAGCUAAUAGUCAUCAGAGAUGACUGCAAAUGUAAUGGAAAAUCCAGUCAAAUCCCAGAAAUCAAAAACCUAUCGAAAGGUGGUGGCGCCCUUUGCCUUUCUUUUCUCCAUUGUGGUUUAUGCCUCUAUCUUCUAUGUCUUCAGUUUUUCUCCUUCCACUCUUUUUAACGACAAUAAGUUUUGGUUCGUCAUUUCCAACACUCUUAUCCUCAUCAUCGCCGCUGAUUACGGUGCUUUCUCCUCGUCAAAAGAUCAGAAACGUGACUUUUACGAGGAUUACGAGUUGCACAGCCAAGCAACGAGGAGAACCACCACCACCGCUGCUGCUGCUUCGUUUGUUUCUCAAUACUCCGAAAUUGCGAAAAAGAGCCUUCCCAUGGAAGAAGAGACUACUUGGAAAGACAAGUAUAAAGAAGAUUACCAUGUAACUCAAACGAAUAACGAAAUCCCAGAAAAGAUAUUGGAAGUUGUCGAAAUCGAACCUCGAAUUGACAAUUUCCAAGCCAAGAGUACUACCCAGAAGCAGGAAGUAGCAGCUCCCAUGAAAGUAGUCGCUGAUAAUGUUACUUGUUGUCAUCACCGGGUAAUAAAAAAGAAGAAGACAGAACCAAAAACUAUCCAACGGAGCAAGUCCGACAGAGUAAAACAUGUUAAAGCACUUAACGAUAAGAAGGGUGUUCUACAUCGAUCCAAGACGGAAAAGCAGCACGACGAACCAAGUGCCACAGACGACGAGUUUUCCAUCAUGUCCAAUGAGGAACUAAACAUGAGAGUCGAGGAGUUCAUUGAGAGGUUCAACAGAGAAAUUAGGCUUCAAGGUGUCAGAAACAGACAAGUUUUGGAAUCCGAAUAGACUAAAAUUUGUGUCUCCUUGGUUAUGGUUUUGAUUGAGGGGGUGCGUGUGUCUUCCCAGUAGAAAGUUGUACGGUAGGCGGUCGGUGUAAAUGGUUUGGACUUUAGUAGGAAGUGUUUAUGGAGUUAUCAUUUUCAGUUGUCAUUCAACCAUUUUAGUUUUCAAAAAUGCUUCCUUGUAA